AUGGUGAAUGUUCUCCUGUUGAAGAUGUUUCAACCUCCAUUCGAAAUGGAAAAUGGUCACAACAUGAUUAACAUGUCAACAAUGAAUGAUAUGCAAAUGAUCCCUUUUGACGAAAAUGACCCUGAGGUGAUAGCUCGCCGUAUUAAGAACAGAGAAAGGCAACGGAGAUAUAGGGCUAGAAAGCGUCAAGAAGCCGAUAUGAAGAGAGCAUCAUAUAUCAUAAGUCAACCAAGUCAACCACCAGUUCCCGAAACCCUAGUCAACAAUACCCCCAUGGAAAUCGUAACCCGUGUCUACAGUCAAAGAAACUGGAAAAAAGACGCACGAAGGGCACAUCUGCUAAAACAACAACAACAACAUCAGCAGCAACAACAACAACAACAAGAACAACAGAAUGUUUCUAGUUCUACAUCUACAAAAGAAAGUAUAGAUUUAAGAAAUUUGGGAAAUCAAUCGAAUUUUGUGGACACAAGAGAACUUUCGAGUACCCCGAGUGGAAGAAAUUGGAAAGCAGAAGCAAGAAACAAAAGAAAGUGA
Lactuca saligna is the source of this 537-nucleotide messenger RNA. NCBI's taxonomy places the organism in Eukaryota, Viridiplantae, Streptophyta, Magnoliopsida, Asterales, Asteraceae. The record is from the annotation of a GenBank genome assembly.